This is a messenger RNA of Drosophila teissieri, 744 nucleotides long. RefSeq lists its product as uncharacterized. The transcript has a single exon. The record is from RefSeq and is a predicted model, not a curated record. Bases 71 to 655 code for a protein of 194 amino acids. NCBI's taxonomy places the organism in Eukaryota, Metazoa, Arthropoda, Insecta, Diptera, Drosophilidae.
AUCAGGCCAGAUUACUUCACGUGAAGCUACCGGAGAAACUCAUACAAAAAGUGAAAUUUUCAUUAUAACAAUGUUGAAACGAAUGUUUGCCGUGGCUAUCAUCACCAUGACUCUCUUGGAAAUUAUAAGAGCCCAACGGCCCGCCUUUGCGGGAUUGAGGCCACCAGGUGGACUAAGUCAGAAGGACAAGUACCACGCAACCCAAAACACAGCCGUUGAGAAUAUCACCGGAGUGGACAUAGCAACGAGAUUUGGAGAGGAACCCAGUUCGCAGAAGCCAGCUCUAAUCAAUCUACCCUUUGGAGCCUCCCAGAGGCCGCCCGUUGGAGUUCCCCUAGUACUGCCAAUAAGUGGGUCUGCUCCGGAGGCUGUUCCCACUGUGGCCAACCGAUUUGGAGCAGAGGACAACCCACAAUCCACAACACAGUCCACUAGUUCCACAGCCGGAAGUCCCGCAACCUCCGUAACCCCUGUUUUUAGCCAGCUGCCCAUCGAUGCCCAUGGUGAUCAAGAGUGGGUCAACCACUUGAGUCAGCUGCCCGUGGAACAGCAGCCCUUUUGGUUCAUUAACUUCCAGGCAAUCGAGGCUCAUCGGAACAGCUCGAGACCUAAUGUGGGCGCUUUGGAAACGCGGGGAUCUUUCUUCCGCGGCUAACAAUCUAAUUUAAUAACAACAAUGAGAUUUUUAAAGUUUCCGUUUUACUCAAUUAUGUGCGAAUUUACAUAUAGAAUUACUUAUUUAUU